GAACACUCUCACUCAAGCUCAAGCAUCCCACGGCUAAGCUCACACUCAUCACUAAGCUCAAGCACCAAGCUCGACUGCUCAAGAAGGACGCCACCAGUCCGUCACCAAGCACUCCGGCGUUAGCCAUGGACAUGGGCAUGGAUCUUUCCAGCUCCUCCCCGUCCUCGUCUGUGUCAUCCACGCCCGAGCACGCAUCGGGGCGGGCGUCGCCGGCCAAGCGCCCCACGGGGCGCACCAAGUUCCGGGAGACGCGGCACCCGGUGUACCGCGGCGUGCGGCGCAGGGGCAACGCGGGACGGUGGGUCUGCGAGGUGCGCGUCCCCGGCAAGCGUGGCGCUCGGCUCUGGCUCGGGACGUACCUGACGGCCGAGGCCGCCGCCCGCGCGAACGACGCCGCCAUGCUCGCACUCGGCGGCCGCUCAGCAAGGUGCCUCAACUUCGCGGACUCGGCGUGGCUGCUCGCCGUGCCGUCCGCGCUCUCCAACCUCGCCGACGUCCGUCGCGCGGCCCUCCAGGCCGUCGCGGAUUUCCAGCGACGGGAGGCUGCCAAUGGCCUGAUAGCCAGGACCGUCGCCAAGGAGGCCCCAUCUAGCGCUCCUGCACAAUCGUCGUCUGAGUCCGACAGUGCCGACUCGUCGGAGACAUCGGAAGCUUCCGCCGAUGGAGAGUUCGAGGUGCUGGCUACAAUGGACAUCGAUAUGUUCAGUAGGCUUGACUUGUUCCCGGAAAUGGACCUGGGCUCGUACUACGUGAGCCUCGCGGAGGCGCUGCUCAUGGACCCGCCGUCGACGGCGGCCAUCAUGGACGCGUACUGGGACAACGGCGACGGCGGAGCAGAUGUCGCGCUCUGGAGCUACUAGCUAGCUAGUGUCGAUAAAUGAUUCCCCAUCUGAUUCUGCUCUGUUUCGACUCUGUAGAUUUUUCCCUUUGCAAAGUUUUCCU
Messenger RNA from Triticum dicoccoides, 942 nucleotides. Its product is annotated as dehydration-responsive element-binding protein 1H-like. The transcript has a single exon. NCBI's taxonomy places the organism in Eukaryota, Viridiplantae, Streptophyta, Magnoliopsida, Poales, Poaceae. Bases 126 to 860 code for a protein of 244 amino acids. Gene Ontology annotation, biological process: regulation of DNA-templated transcription. Gene Ontology annotation, molecular function: DNA-binding transcription factor activity; DNA binding. The record is from RefSeq and is a predicted model, not a curated record.